CGGCCGCCCAGAACACAGUUUGCUCGCGCGCGUUGUAGUCAACUUUGAAAAAAAUUUUGGCGCUCCCCAUCCGUGUCGGUAGCCGUUACAGUCACCUCUAAUCCCUCUAACCCCUCCUCCCACAAAAUGAACACGAGCUUUGUCUGGUUUUUACUGGCUAGGGCCGAAUGUGUGUUGUUCACCGUCGCCGACGACAUCCAAGUCCGCCGCGUUUACCGUUAAAAUUUACGGGACCAGUUAAACAAACGAUAAUUGUACAAUCGGUAUAUUAAAUAUUAUGAUUAUCAAACGUUUAAACUUUACCGAAUCAUGCGAAUGUGUAGUUUAAAUAAAAUUGCUAAUCUGAUCAAAAAUUACAUCUUCGCCACGUGCUGCGUCACACUCCUUAGCACAUCAAAAUGUCAGGGAAUAUCAAAUAUGAGCAUAACUAUGCCAGCAGCCGUCGCGUCUGGCGAAUCUGUCAAAAUGACGUGUACGUAUAAUUUGGGAACCGAUCCUUUGUACACAGUUAAAUGGUACAAAGGCAGUAAAGAGUUCUUCAGGUAUGUACCGAAAGAAUUGCCACAUACUCGAGUGUUUCCGUGGCCUGGAAUCAACGUAGACGUUAGUCAGUCCGGUCCUAAUCAAGUGGUUCUCAGAGAUGUUCAAAGGUACUUAUCUGACAAAUAUCGAUGUGAAGUGUCAGCAGACGCUCCUUCAUUUCACACGAAAAUUGUAUCAGCGUGGUUGCACGUCGUAUAUCCUCCGAUUGGACGACCAAUACUGUCACUUGAAAAGCGGCAUUACACAAUUGGUGACAAGUUGAAGGGUAAUUGUACAUCACCACCAUCCAGUCCACCAUCGAACGUUACUUGGUAUCUCAAUGAUAAAUGGAUGAACUCGAGUUUCGCUCGUUCGUUAGACGAUGAUUAUGAGAUCGGUCGGGGUCACAAAAUGCGGACCACAACAGUUGGAUUGGAAUUGGAAGUAAAUAGUUUCAGGGUAGGCAAAAUGCGUAUUCGUUGCGUGGCCGACUUAUAUGGUGUUUUCCGUACAUCGACAGAAACAAUACUGGACGAAGAGAAACCUCGACUCGCAUCAAUUUUGAGUACAUUUUCGUCUUCGCCUAACGACGACGAAGUGCUGGAUGAAAAAUGUAGUGUAAAAUAGGUUUAAGGAGGAUUAAAGGCGGCGGCGAUGGCAGCACAUAUUCCUCGCCAGUGGUUGUAAUGUAAUGGUCUCCAGUCGUGUAGAAGGCAAUUUAUUUGUUUGCCGUGUAUGUGUGUGUGUGUGUGUUUGGUAGCGUUGCUGCAAUAGCGUAUAUAUCACACGAUCUUAAAACCUACACAGACGCGUAAAAUACAAUGAGAAAAAAAAAAUAAGAAAAAGGCAAACUGUCCACCAUACCGCCAAUCCGAAAAACUUAAUAUUUAUCAUUUGCUUUUAUCCAAACUCUUACGAUAUACACAGAUGUUUAUCAUUUCCAUUAAAGGCUAGCGAUAGGUUUUCUUAUAGUUUCCUUGUUGACCAAACUUUUUUAAGAUAUUGGCAAUCGGUUGAAAACAGGUGUCAGAUUUAUCCAUUUUCCACCUCAUUUAUUUUCAUUUUCUUUCUAUUAUAUGUUUUGGUCGGAUCAAUUAUCUUAUCUGAAAUUCCUGUCUAGUGUAUUUAUAACAAGUGGAACACAAUUGAUAGCGGGUUUAUUGGUUUUUAGUACAGACGAUAUUUUUCAGAGUUAACAUCAUUUUUAAACUCAUUUAGAGUUUUAAGUAACUAUUUAAUGAAAAAAAUCAUGUAAAAAAAGCUUCUCAGAAAAAUAAUAAACUGAAUAUAAUUACGUUUUUAAAAAUAAAACACCAAAAAGAAAUUUUACAUUAAGACAGUCGCAUUAUAAUGCGUUCGUAUGCCAACAAACGCUAUAAAAAUGGCUUUACGUAUUCAUA
Daktulosphaira vitifoliae (grape phylloxera) is the source of this 1922-nucleotide messenger RNA. RefSeq lists its product as uncharacterized. Lineage: Eukaryota; Metazoa; Arthropoda; Insecta; Hemiptera; Phylloxeridae. The record is from RefSeq and is a predicted model, not a curated record. The transcript is spliced from 6 exons. The coding region runs from base 310 to 1149 and encodes 279 amino acids.